AUGGAAAAUUAUUGUGGCCGAUUUGUCCAAAAAUACCAUAAAUACCAGGUGCACGGAGAUCUGAUCAAAGUACCACCCCACGAGCUCAAUGCGAUGAGUUCCCCUUGGCCAUUUGCAGCCUGGGGCAUGGAUGUUAUUAGACCGAUUGAGCCUGCUACCUCCAAUGAGUCUAUCAUCACAAACAAUAGAGCAAAUCUGAAUAAUCAGUUGAUGAAAGAGAUAUGUGAACAAUUCAAAAUUACCCACAGCAAUUCAACUACAUAUCGCCCUCAGAUGAAUGGAGUUGUGGAAGCUGCUAAUAAGAACAUCAAGAGGAUACUGAGAAAGAUGAUUAACAACUACAAAUGUUGGCAUGAAAAUUUGUCUUAUGCUUUGCUAGGUUACCGCACCACAAUCCAAACCUCAACUAGAGCAACUCCUUACCUAUUGGUAUACGGAACAGAAGCAGUAAUACCAGCUGAAGUUGAGAUACCAUCUUUAAGGUUUAUUCAGGAAGCUAAAUUGAGUGAUGCCGAGUCGGUCCGUGAUCGAUAUGAGCAAUUAACAUUGAUUGAUGAGAAAAAAAUGAGUGUUGUUUGUCAUGGUCAGUUGUAUCAAUAG
Solanum stenotomum is the source of this 600-nucleotide messenger RNA. RefSeq lists its product as uncharacterized. Gene Ontology annotation, molecular function: nucleic acid binding. Lineage: Eukaryota; Viridiplantae; Streptophyta; Magnoliopsida; Solanales; Solanaceae. The transcript is spliced from 2 exons. The record is from RefSeq and is a predicted model, not a curated record. The coding region runs from base 1 to 600 and encodes 199 amino acids. Gene Ontology annotation, biological process: DNA integration.